AUGCUUGGAAUGCUUCGUCAUGACCUUCAACAAUGCUUACCUGAAAUACCAAGUAAAAAACCUAAAGUGGAUAAUAAAGAUUUACUUGAAGAUUCUACAAGUAAUGAUAUUGAAAGUGCCAAUGUUGAUCCCUAUUUUGAGGAAGAAUUCGAUGAUGAGUUUUUGCAAAUUAACGUUGAAGAAAUAAAUAUGACGGUGAUUAAUGAGAAUGGACUAGCAAUAAAUAAUUUUUUUGAUAUUGGAAUGUCCGAACAGGAUCAAAUGGAAAUAAGUGAAAAAAAUUUGACCACUUAUUCUCAAAGAACUACUAAUAGUGGUGAAGAUUGGUCAAUCGACGAUAUAUUUAAAUCAUGCAAUAAGUUUUAUUCUUUUUGUUGGGAUAGG
Messenger RNA from Racocetra persica, 384 nucleotides. Lineage: Eukaryota; Fungi; Glomeromycota; Glomeromycetes; Diversisporales; Gigasporaceae. The record is from the annotation of a GenBank genome assembly.